AUGAAAGCCCCCAAUUAUACUUCCCCAAAUUUGAGCAACAUAAAGGAGGAGGAAAAGAUAAGCAGAGACAAGAACGGCGCCAAAUUGAACGAUGCAAAAAAAAAGGAACAAAAAAUGAUUAACACCGUGGUGCAAAUGGGAAAAGAGGACACAAACACAAAACACACAAAAAUAAAAAAGAUAAACAUAGAUGCAAUAACAAAAGGUAAAGGGAACUCCAUAGACAAUACCAAAAUAGAAGAAAAUAUAAAAAAUAUUGAAAAAUCCAUAAAUAAAUUAGAAGAAAUAGAAAAAAAAAUCAUCCAUGAUAUUAACGAAUGUAACAAGUACAUCGAAUUUUAUGAAAAAGCAAAGACCCUUUUAGACUCCACAGAUUUUGAUAGUGAUGUAGGGAGGGAAACAGAAAUUGAAGAAAUUAAAAAAAUACUUAAAAGGUGUUCACAAAAUGUAGACGGAGAAGGUAUAUUUCUAACGGGCCCUAGCGGCCAGGGAAAAACAUACAGCAUAUUUUACAUCAUUAAAGAGAUAGAAAAAGAGAAGGAGAAGGAAAAGGACCAGAAUGUGGAGGACAAAAAGAAGAAGAUGAAGAAGAAUGAAAAUACACCCAUACAAAAUUAUAAAAAUAUCGACGCCUCCUAUUUUUAUGUUUCUUGUUCGAAUAGCCAAAAACCAUAUGAUAUCUUUGUAGACAUCCUACAACAGAUAAUAAAAAAGGACAAAAAGUCCAUUCUCAGUGACGUCAAGCAACAGUACCAUAUAAAUGGCCUGGAGGAAGUGAAGAAGGUGUUCAUUAAUUAUACAAGCAAAUUAAACAAUUUAAAAAUCGUCAUUGUGGACGAAUUAGAUUUUAUUGCAACGAAAAAUGUACGAGUUGAAUUAAAGACAAAAAAUGUCAACAGAAACUUCAAUGAAGACGUAGUCAAAAAUCUAUUCGAGUGCGUACAAAUUGCAAACAGUAAAAUAAUUCUCAUCGGAAUUGCCAACAGCUUGGAUCUGAUAAAAGACUACAAGCACAUGAAAAUUAACCAAAUUAUUUACAAACCAUACAAUGAAAAGCAGUUUAUGAACAUAGUUCGAAAUAAGUUAAACACUUUGGAGGAUGAAUUUGUCACCAAAAUUUUCAAAGGGGUGUCCCUAAAUAUACACGUUCGGCAAAUAUCUAACCGAAACGGGGACAUCAGAUCGUGCUUCGAUGCCAUCUUGAGAGUUUUUUCAGAUAAAAAAUCCGACCUAGAUGAGAGAAAAAAAAAUCUAACCAAAUUGAAAGAAGAAGUUAUGAUGAAUAAAAUAUUCAGUAUGCAGGAAAGGAGAAACCUCUUUCUGCUUCUAGAAGAUCAGGAAGAGGAUGACUCGACGGACGCCUUGAACGGGGAAGAAAGCGAAUACACCGAAAGUGAACAACCCGACGUAGAGACACACAAAAGAGGCAAACGAAAGGCGAUAAAAGGAAAGGAACACCAGGAAAACGGAACAUACUGCCACACCAGCCAUACACACAAAAUAAUUAAAAAGCAAAAAGUACAAUCAAAAAAUACCUCCAAUUUCAAUUAUCAAUCCGGUUCCCACCACUCAGAGGACAACUUUUUCCUGGAGCACAAUGUAACCCCUCUGCCAAACCUUCGCCACUUUGAACUAGCCAACAAAUUCAACGAUAAAUCAAAAAAUCUAAAAUUCACAGAUCAGAAAAAUGAAUUUUCCAUCGGAUAUGAAACGCUCAAAAAGGAAGUCAUCAAAAUACAAAACAACAACGAAACGUUAAGUGAAAUUUUGAUAACAAAAAACUUCAACGCAAAUGAUAAUGCCUCCUUUUACAACUUCAGUCAGUGUACACCUGAACGAUGCUAUGAAAGCCCCUUUAAGGUGCUAUAUAAAAAUGACAUAGAUAGCGAAAUCCCACAUUUUAAAGAUAAAAAGGAAGUACUACAAAAUAUAGACGUGGACAAAUUACAAUCGUUUGAUGUGAUUGUUGAUAAUCAAAUAAAAAGCAUCGAAAAAAAGUACCACGAUUUUGUUGACACAGCAAAGGAUAACACUGUAAUGAUUUCAGACAUAAAAAAAAUUACGGACAAAAUACCAUUAGAGGAACAUAAGGAUAUACUUUUUAAAAUUAAGAGUCUACCUUUAAUUCAAAAAUUUUACCUCUACGCUUCAUGCAAUGUUGUGAAUGAUACACAUUUAAAUUCAGACGAUGAGGAAGAAGACUGUGAAGGGAAAAAGAAGCAGAAUCCAAACCAGUUCAUCGAAAUUACCUAUGCUGAUAUACAACGAGGCUUUAGAAGCCUCUGCAGUAACCUGUCGGAGACCUCCUACAUAAGGGACAUUCUUGAGGGAAACACUAUUGACCAGGCCAUCGAACAUUUUGAAGAACUUGGCAUUCUAACUAAUUGUAAAAAGAACCAAAAAAUUAAAGAAAGAAAAAGUGUCGUAAAAGUCCCUAAAGGGUUAACUCCCAGAUUUGCAAACAUGAAAAACAACAAAAAUUUUUCGUCGCAUAAUAAGAUGAACACUGUCUACUACUUCAACCUCCCCGUGUGUGUAAUUAAGCAGACGCUAAAGGAAAUUUCUUCCAUACUGUCGAGCUGUGACCGGAAUUCCCAGUUCUGA
Molecule: messenger RNA, 2604 nt
Organism: Plasmodium fragile
Lineage: Eukaryota; Apicomplexa; Aconoidasida; Haemosporida; Plasmodiidae
Exons: 1
Coding region: 1-2604 (867 amino acids)
Biological process (GO): mitotic DNA replication checkpoint signaling
Cellular component (GO): nucleus
Molecular function (GO): DNA replication origin binding; ATP hydrolysis activity
Source: RefSeq, a predicted model, not a curated record